Molecule: messenger RNA, 2349 nt
Organism: Rattus rattus (black rat)
Lineage: Eukaryota; Metazoa; Chordata; Mammalia; Rodentia; Muridae
Gene: Il7r
Product: interleukin 7 receptor
Exons: 8
Coding region: 1-1374 (457 amino acids)
Biological process (GO): positive regulation of receptor signaling pathway via JAK-STAT; hemopoiesis; cytokine-mediated signaling pathway
Cellular component (GO): external side of plasma membrane; membrane
Molecular function (GO): cytokine receptor activity; protein binding
Source: RefSeq, a predicted model, not a curated record
AUGAUGGCUCUGGGUAGAGCUUUCGCUAUAGUUUUCUGCUUACUUCAAGCUGCUUCUGGAGAAAGUGGCAAUGCCCAGGAUGGAGAUCUAGAGGAUGCGGAACCAGAUGAUCACUCCUUCUGGUGCUACAGCCAGCUGGAAGUGGAUGGAAAUCAGCACUCACUGACUUGUGCUUUUAAUGACCCAGACAUCAAAACCACUAAUCUGGAAUUUCAAAUAUGUGGGGCUCUUUUAGGCAUAGAUUGCCUAACUCUUAAUAAGCUACAAGAGAUGUAUUUUAUAAAGACAUCAAAAUUCUUACUGAUUGGUAACAGCAGUGUAUGUGUGAAGCUUGGAAAAAAGGAUGUAAUUUGCAAAAUUUUGGACAUAACCACAAUAGUUAAACCUGAGGCGCCUUCUAACCUGAAAGUAGUUUAUCGAAAAGAAGCAAAUGACUUUUUGGUAACAUUUAAUACAUCUCACUCGACAAAGAAAUAUGUAACAGCAUUAAAGCAUGAUGUGGCCUACCGCCCAGAAAGGGGUGAAAGUAACUGGACGCAUGUAUAUUUAUCCCAUACAAGAACAACAAUCCUACAGAGAAAACUACAACCAAAAGCAGUGUAUGAAAUCAAAGUCCGAUCCAUUCCCAAUCACGAAUACUUCAAAGGCUUCUGGAGUGAGUGGAGUCCAAGUUCUACAUUUGAAACACCAGAUUCCAAGUAUCAAGGGGGAUGGGAUCCGGUUUUGCCAAGUAUCAUCCUUCUGAGUUUGUUCUCUAUGGUUUUGUUGGUCAUUUUAGCCCAUGUGCUAUGGAAAAAAAGGAUUAAACCUGUUGUAUGGCCUAGUCUCCCUGAUCAUAAGAAAACUCUGGAACAACUAUGUAAGAAGCCAAAAAAGAAUCUGAAUGUGAGUUUCAAUCCUGAAAGUUUCCUGGACUGCCAGAUUCAUGAGGUGAAUGGCAUUCAAGCCAGGGAUGAAGUGGAAAGCUUUCUGCAAAAUGAUCUUCCUCCAUGGCCUGGGGAGCUGGAGAAGCAGGGACAUAGAGUAGCUGUACACGGUGCAAACUGGCCAUCUGAGAUUUCAGGCGGCACACCAGAAACGUUCCGAAGAGAAUCGCCCCUAAGAUGCCUGGCUAGAAAUCUAAGUACAUGCAAUACCCCUGCAUUCCUUUCCUCUAGGUCCCCUGACUACAGAGAAGGUGACGGGAAUAGGCCUCAUGUGUAUCAAGACUUGCUGCCAAGCUCCAGAAACACAAAUGGCACUGUCCCUCAACCAUUUCCUCUCCAGUCAGGAAUCCUGAUACCAGUUUCUCAAGGACAGCCCAUCUCUACUUCUUCAGUAUUGAAUCAAGAAGAAGCAUAUGUCACUAUGUCUAGCUUUUACCAAAACAAAUGAAUUAUAAGGAACCUGAGACCCCUUCCGAGGAAAACCAAAUGAUCACUGAGACGGAAAGUCUGGAAUGCUUGUCUCCCUCAUAGCUCUUAGAAGAGAAAGUCAACAUGGCCUUGCUACACAUCUUCAGCAUUCUAAGAAAUCAUUUUGAUCUCCUAGCUCAAAAGCAUUUAUUCAAAGCAGGAAGAAUCUGUUUUCCCCUUGUUGGAUUAGUCAUAUGAGUACAAAUGACCCAAUUAAAAUUGUAAAACUCAAUUAAAUGAAGAGUAAAGGGAAAGAUAGAAAGAGGUGAUGGAUACAGGAAGAAGAGAAGGAUGUCAGUGGUGGGUCUAUCAUUAGGACUUACUAUAUAUCCAGCAGUACACAACAGCUCUCAUUUCUUCCUCACAAUAAUACUACAAUGUGGGUUCAUCCAUUAGAAUUGUUAUUUUCUUUGUCAUAGAUGCUGAAGUUGAAAGUAGAAAUUUUUAAGUAAUGUCCAGGUUUUUCUUCCAGCAACAGAUGAAGCAUGCAUUCCAACUUCAACCCUCCCUGGCCAUGAACCUGUCCUACUACUGAGUAUCAAACAUCACCACUAAGUGGGUGGUUACAGUCAGAAUCCAAACUGGGUCAUUUUGGAAAGGGAAAGUUAGAAAAAAUUAAUAGCAAGCAUAAACUGUAUCUUUCUCAGAGAGAUGUGGAUACAUGGUCACUUCACGUAAAGUGUCUAUGAGGAUGAACAUAGAGGACAAAAUACACUUAUGGGAGUGAAAUACUGUGACCAUGUGUCAAAGAAGUGGGAGAAAGAAAAAAGGCACCAAGCUCAUUUGAUUUUGUUUUCUUUCACUUGAAAACGAACCCAAAAAGUAAUAAGUUAUAAGUCAAGAAGUUCCAGAGUCAGUUAUCUAGACCAUGAUCUUCCUGCUGCUAUUACCCAUCGGCUUCCCUGUGAGAUCAUAUGGGGAGCUAUGGCCAACCUACAUCAGAGCAACAUUUAAC